Molecule: messenger RNA, 1518 nt
Organism: Corticium candelabrum
Lineage: Eukaryota; Metazoa; Porifera; Homoscleromorpha; Homosclerophorida; Plakinidae
Exons: 1
Coding region: 62-1291 (409 amino acids)
Source: RefSeq, a predicted model, not a curated record
UGCUGACUCUGGAAACCUUUUGUGUGACCAACUGGUCGAGCUUGAGGAUCCACAGAGUGCGAUGCUUUUACUUAGGCAUUGCCAUGUUCCUAGAAUGACACACUUGGCAAGGUCAGUAGCACCAAAGUACCUCAUCGAAGCAGCUUCACUGCAUGAUCAUCUGACAAGAGAGUCAUUUUCAAAAAUACUGAACUGUGGUCCAAUUCCAAACGACAGGUGGUUUCAAGCGACACUACCGAUUAAAAAUGGAGGUUUUGGGAUGACAUCCAUUACAGAGAUAUGUCAAAUAGCCUUUAUAUCUAGCUGGGCUAAUGCACUGUCGACAUUACCGAUUCGAUUCCCAGCUAUGGAGAAUCAAAUUAAUGAAAUCAUUUUUGGAGAUGGUGCAGAUGGUUCUAUUAGAUCCGAGUUACUUCGAGCAAUUCCUCCUGGCAAGAUUUUUACUGACUUGCUAGAGGACACUAAGAGACUACAACAAAAAUUAACUCGUCAACACAUGUCUUUUGCUACUGCCCACAUGGUAGAAAACACUGCUUCGCCCAGAGAUGCGGCUCGCCUUCGCUCUCUAGGUGGAAAAGGUGCUGGCUCCUGGCUUAACACGAUUCCAGAAUCAGCAAAAUUCGCACUCUCACCUUACGAAUUCCGUUUGGCGUGUUUGCUGAGAUUGGGUCUAUCUUUGCCGGCUGUCAGAUGGAUUGAGCAGUGUGAUUGUGGAACUGCAUUAGACGAAAUGGGAUACCACUUGCUGACUUGUAAGAAGGGUGGUGGGCCUGUUUGGUCACACGAUUCGAUAGUAAGUGAAUGGGAUGACUGUUUGCGGCAGCUGCAGAUUCACCACAAAAAGGAACCGAGGGACAGAUACAAUGAUAGCAACAACAGACCGGACAUCGCUGUCUUUGAUGUUGGCUCUGGUGCCAAUGUGGAACUAGAUGUAGCCCUUUCACAUCCAUGGGCAUCGGACAUUGUGAGUCAGGCUGCUGAGAAAGACGGGGCAGCAGCAGCAAGAAGAGAGGACAGGAAGACAAAAAAAUACAGUGAGCUAAAGCUCGCUGGAAUGUCUUCAAUGAGAUUUGUUCCCCUCGUCAUGGAACACUUUGGUCGCUGGGGUGAAGAAGCCACAAAGUAUCUACAGGAACUAUCUCGCCGAUCAUGUGAUGAUGCUGGCAACAAUAACUGCAAUGAGUUUAUGUGCUUUUGGCGAAAGCGGUUUUCAAUAACACUACAGCGGUGCAAUGCAAAGACAAUAGCAAAAAAAUUUCUAUUCUUACCUUUAAUAGUUGUAACACUGUAGAUGACUUUGUCACACAAUUUUACAUACAUUAGGUAUAGAUAGCAGUAUAGUUGUAGUGGCCGCAUAGAGCCUGCUUAAACUCACCUUCUCUUCAUUAGCCUGUAGUAGUGUUCAUGUUUGAAAUAUAUGAGGAUAGACAGACAGACAGACAGACAGACAGACAGACAGACAUUGUUACAACACAUUCCACUAGUGAUUUAUGAUCAUGACAGACAGACAUACAGAGA